GUGCCGGUAUCGUCGAAUGUUGCGUCGCGCAUCUCCGCGUUUAGCACGCAUUCAGCCAUUUUUUGCUCGUCGCCCUUUCCUUGGCACCGCCACCACCACCUCCCCUUCCUUCGCCUCGUAUUCCAGCCAAGCUCGCUCCUUUCGUUUUCAGAUGCCGUCCUCGGCAACGAACUGCGCGCAGCCAAACGAGGAGAAUGGCACAAAGGACAAGCCAGAGUCGGAGUGGCGGGCUACGCUGAGCCCCGCGGAGUAUCACAUAUUGCGGGAGAAAGGCACUGACCCGGUGGGCGGGAAGUACGAUGACCUCUAUGACGAAGGUGAGUACGUGUGCGCGGCGUGUAAGACGCCCUUGUACACCUCCGCGAUGAAGUUCGCGUGCGGGUGUGGGUGGCCCGGCUUCUGGGACUCCAUCCAGAAGGCGGUGCGGGAGCAGCCGGACAAGGACGGUCGACGCGUGGAGAUUGUGUGCAACGCGUGCAACAGUCACCUGGGCCACAUCUUUCGUCACGAGGGCUUUUCGAACCCCCCGCCAAACGAGCGCCACUGCGUCAACAGCACCUCCAUCCUUUUCAUCCCAGCACAGGGCAAGAACUAG
Leptomonas pyrrhocoris is the source of this 595-nucleotide messenger RNA. RefSeq lists its product as hypothetical. Gene Ontology annotation, molecular function: peptide-methionine (R)-S-oxide reductase activity. The transcript has a single exon. Gene Ontology annotation, biological process: protein repair; response to oxidative stress. The record is from RefSeq and is a predicted model, not a curated record. NCBI's taxonomy places the organism in Eukaryota, Euglenozoa, Kinetoplastea, Trypanosomatida, Trypanosomatidae. Bases 17 to 595 code for a protein of 192 amino acids.